Messenger RNA from Poecilia reticulata (guppy), 1030 nucleotides. Lineage: Eukaryota; Metazoa; Chordata; Actinopteri; Cyprinodontiformes; Poeciliidae. The record is from RefSeq and is a predicted model, not a curated record.
GAUGUUGCAAACUGUCACAAAUAACAGGCUUGCUAUGAGGCCUUAUUGCAUUUGUUUGUCAGAACAAGUUAAUUUGCUACGGAGAUCUGYUGAGUGUCCCACUGGCUGGACUGCAAUCAACGAUCGCUGUUUCCGCUUUAUUAACGAUGGCAAGACUUGGGCUGCAGCUGAGAAACACUGUCUGUCCUUGGGGGCAAAYCUUGCAUCAGUUCACAGCCAGGAGGAUAACCAUGAGCUUCAAACUCUGAUAWUUAUGGCAACUCAAAAGUCCAAAGAACUGGAAGCCUGCGUUUGUUUUUCAUCAGCAUAUUCUGGCUGGACCCAAACAAUCUGUCCUACUGGCUGGACUACGAUCAAGAAUCGCUGCUUUCUCUAUGUUCCCGAUUACAAGACAUGGGGGGAAGCAGAGAAAAACUGUCAGUCCAUGGGGGCAAAACUUGCAUCAGUUCACAACAGUGACGAGUACCGUCAGGUUCAGAAUAUGAUAGCUGCAGCAGAUCACAUGUCCAAASAAGCAUGGAUUGGAGGCUCUGAUGCACAGCAGGAGAAGACUUGGCUUUGGAGCGAUGGAAGCCCGAUGACCUACACAAACUGGUGUCCAUGGCAGCCUGAUAAUGCUGGAUUCUCCCAGCACUGCCUACAGAUGAACUAUUCAGGUAAAAAGUGCUGGGAUGACAUGUGGUGUGAUYACCGUCAGCCUUAUGUCUGUGCCAAGAAACUCUGAUCACACUGACGUUCCCAAAGAGGCUUGAAGUGUAAAACAGAACCAGUGGAGGAUGAAUGCAAGGAGUUUCUGUUUACCUGCCUUUUUGCGCCUUCAUAGAAAACCCAAAAGAUAUUUCUGCAUUUUUUUCUUCAUAAAAUUUCUGUCUUUAAUGCAACCUAAGGAAUGAAGCGACAAGCAAACAGCAGCUGGAUUGUCUCUCUGUAAUAAGAUCAGACUGAAUGAGUUAUAAGAAAAGAUCAUCUAAGCAAAACUUUCUUCUGUUCUUUGGCUUAGCAAGAAUAAAACUUUGAGGAAUCAAAACAA